Messenger RNA from Limulus polyphemus (Atlantic horseshoe crab), 482 nucleotides. RefSeq names its product parathyroid hormone 2 receptor-like. The annotation marks the transcript as partial. The record is from RefSeq and is a predicted model, not a curated record. Gene Ontology annotation, cellular component: plasma membrane. The transcript is spliced from 4 exons. Gene Ontology annotation, molecular function: G protein-coupled peptide receptor activity; peptide hormone binding. Lineage: Eukaryota; Metazoa; Arthropoda; Merostomata; Xiphosura; Limulidae. Gene Ontology annotation, biological process: adenylate cyclase-modulating G protein-coupled receptor signaling pathway.
GUGGAAGUAUCCGAAGCAGAUUUUCAACAACUCUACAUGGAUCAACAAGCGAAACUGGAGGAGAAGAGGAGGCUGUGUGAAGCAAAGAUGAUUGAGAACUUCCCGCUAGAUGGUGGUCUUUACUGUCCAAUGAUUUGGGAUGGCGCCAUCUGCUGGCCAUAUAUUCCAGCAGGAACCCUCCAUGAAAUACCCUGUCCUUCCUACGUGCAUGGAUUUAAUACAGAAGCUUUUGCAAGCAAGCUGUGUACGAAUGACGGCACCUGGUGGUUUAAAAAAGAACUUAAUCAGACUUGGACGAACUUCUCCAUGUGUGUGACUUACUUUGUCGACCAACAGGGAGAGCCCGAAGACUUGGAGCUGAACGUGUACAGCGAUGGAUUCUUUGAGCCACAUAUAUCCACCAUCAAACUGAUUUCUAGAGUCGGCUACACCGUAUCAUUCUCUGCCUUGGUCGUUGCGUUUCUCAUGUUGGCGUUCCUGAG